UUUUGUCUAAUGCCUGAAGUUCCUCUCACCUCCCCACCAUGGAGAGGUGUGCAUUGGGCUUUGAGUUGAAGUAAAGGUUUCUGGCUGAAGAUCCAUCUAGACAGGGACAAAAGAGUGUGAGUGGCACUUUAAUCAAUGAUUCCAGGUAAGCUCAUGAUCCUAAAAUCUUUGUGACUGAUUAAAGGUGGGAGACUCCAUCAAUUUUUUUUCCCAGUCCAUAGGCCCUCCAGGAAGUAGGCAGGUAGUAAAAUAAAUAAACUCUGCUUUACUUAGCACUCUCUCAGCAUCAGUGUUACUAGCCAGGGCUGAGAAGGAAAGUGUUGCUUCAAAGUUGUCUCAGGGUUAAAGCAUAUGUUUGUGUCAUUUGAAGGAGAUCGUGUCUUGUCUCUACUAAUGGCCCACUGUGAAACUAUAGAUAAGGAAAUGUGCCUAGAUGGGCCUUUCCCCACAGACAAAGCCACAAGUACAAUUACCUGUUUCCCAGGGGAGACCAAGGCAAUAAUAUGUUGAGCUGUUGAGCAGUAAGGUACUAAAUUAAGCGUAUCGGUGAUUAUAAUGAAGAUUAGUAUAUAGGACACAUCCAAAGUGAAGACAUCUUCUGAGCUUCCACAUUUACAGGUGGAAAGAUGAAGUCACUAAAGCUCAGGGUCAGCCUUCCCAGAAGCACUAGAAUUAUAACUCAGAGAAUCUGAUCCCUAGUUUCCAGCCAAUAGACUAAAUUAUGUCCCCUUUACUCAUAUAUGGAAUAUGUCCAUGUCGUCAAAUGAAUUCUUACCACCUGCUUUUGCUUUUGAAGCCCAGUCCUUCAUUUCCUUCUCUGUUAACUGACCAAGCAUCCGUCCAAAAAGAGAUUGUUGAUAAGCAUAACAACUUAAGGAGGAUGACUGAUCCCCCAGCUCGCAACAUGCUGAGAAUGGUCUGGAAUGCAGAAGCUGCAAAAAAUGCUGAAAACUGGGGAAAGAUGUGUACCUUGUCCCACAGUCCCAAAGAGAAAAGAAGAAUUAGCUUUGCUGGUUGUGGAGAAAAUUUAUUCAUGUCUAGUUACCUCAGCUCAUGGUCUGAUGCUAUCCAAGCUUUUUAUGAUGAAGUGCAAGAUUUUAAGUAUGGAUUUGGGGCCACCAAAGAAGAUGCUGUAAUAGGUCAUUACACACAGCUUGUUUGGGCCACUUCCCACCAGCUGGGUUGUGCAGUGGUUCACUGUCCCUACCAGGAACUCCAGUACUACUUCGUUUGCCAUUACUGUCCUCCAGGAAACUUUAAAGAUACUCUUGUGACCCCUUAUAAGAUUGGGAAGCCAUGCGAAGAUUGUCCUGAACACUGUGACAAGGGAUUGUGCACCAAUCCCUGCAUGUACGAGGAUGAAUAUAGCAACUGCCCGGAUUUAGCCAAAAACCCUGGGUGUGAUGACGAAAACAUCAAGAAGAUGUGUCAGGCUUCCUGCAAAUGUCUGACAGAAAUUAAAUGAAACUUUCAGCCAAGAAGCCUCUUCACAGCCAUGGGGGCUCACAGUAAACAACAUGCAUCGGCUUUAAAGUUCGCUCAUGGUCAGGGUGUCUGCUUAGUAUUUUCUAUCCAUUUUAUUUGACAACCUAUUAAAAUCACUCAACAUA
Ornithorhynchus anatinus (platypus) is the source of this 1610-nucleotide messenger RNA. Its product is annotated as serotriflin-like. Bases 722 to 1465 code for a protein of 247 amino acids. Gene Ontology annotation, cellular component: extracellular region. The transcript has 6 exons. The record is from RefSeq and is a predicted model, not a curated record. NCBI's taxonomy places the organism in Eukaryota, Metazoa, Chordata, Mammalia, Monotremata, Ornithorhynchidae.